Messenger RNA from Gadus morhua (Atlantic cod), 1186 nucleotides. It is a transcript of the gene nkain5, whose product is annotated as sodium/potassium transporting ATPase interacting 5. Gene Ontology annotation, biological process: regulation of sodium ion transport. The transcript has 7 exons. The coding region runs from base 226 to 813 and encodes 195 amino acids. Lineage: Eukaryota; Metazoa; Chordata; Actinopteri; Gadiformes; Gadidae. The record is from RefSeq and is a predicted model, not a curated record.
GCUGUGCCGACCCUCCCCCCCCCCUACGUGUGGUUGUAACACAAGCAGACGUGUUGUUCCUCCCAAUGAACGGAACAAAGUGAACGCUGCUGCGUCCCCACACGCCUGGCGAUGGACUUGAGCCUCACAGGUGUCUAAGUACAUUUUUUUUUAAUUCAUUCCUUGCUCCUGAUUAUUCUUAUACUGAGAAUUAUUGAGCCGAAGUGACUGCGAAAGAAGGAGACGAUGGAGUGCUGCUCGGGACGAUGCACGCUGGUCUUUCUCUUCACUCUGCAAUUGGUCACUGCAGUGGAGAGGCAAGUGUUUGACUUCCUGGGCUUUCAGUGGGCACCGAUUAUGAUCAACUUCCUACAGAUAAUCGUGGUUAUCCUGGGUCUCUUUGGUACCAUCCAGUAUAGACCACGAUACGUUGUUUUGUACCUGGUCUGGACGCUGUUGUGGGUUGGCUGGAAUGUUCUAGUAAGCUGUCUUUACCUGGACUUGGGGGGGCUUUCAAAGGACAGCGACAUACUGUCGCUGGGAAUGUCCUCCCAGCAUUCCUGGUGGAGGGACAACGGGCCCGGGUGUGAGGGCAGGGACCUACCUUCCCCAGCAUGGCAGAGCCAGGAAAACCCAGAGCUGGUUACCGUUCUGAGCUGCUGGCUGGAACACCAAUACAUAGAGGUUCUGCACUGCAUCAUACAGCUGGUUCUAUCUCUCCUGGGAUUUACAUAUGCCUGUUAUGUGGCCAAUACUUUGUCACAUGAGGAUGACAGCUUUGAUUUCAUGGGUGAAAUUCAUCACCCAUCUAAAUCCCCGGAUUUGUUCUUCUAAUACAAAGAAGUGAUGAGCAGAUAACAUGUACGAUACAAAAAGAAGCAACUCGAAGAAGUUAUGGAGCAAUAGGAUGAAACGAAGGAAACGCGCUGGAGAACUUAAUCACAACCAAUAACUGGUUGUUUGUAAUAAGUCCUUAAUUAGUAUUGAUAUUUUCGAUGCUCUUGUAAUGCACACAUCUUAUGAUAUCCGACCUGUUUCAACAUUAGGUGUAUAUCACAGUGAUGCAUGCUUUAACAAAUAGAGCAGCAACUGUAUCUUUUUUGUGUAUCUGUACUGUACAUUAAGUACACAUUUAUGUUGGUGUGUGUGUGUGUGUGUGUGUGUGUGUGUGUGUGUGUGUGUGUGUGUGUGUGUGUGUGUGUGUGUG